AUGCCUUUGCUGGCACGUUGCUGGCGACUUCCAGCCAGCGCGUCGUUUCCCUUCAAAGCCUUUCGUUGUGCUUUUUCAGUGGCCAACGUUGAAGACUGUGAUGUCAGUGGCAGCGAACAAGCAGAUGAAAUCCCGGACAAGAGCAAGACCAAGAAGUUGAUUCCUUUCAGCGAGUGUUCUGAUGAGUUCAGAGACAAGGUCAGAUGUUUGCACGAGGGUGAUCCAAAUCUUUGGUCGCUGUGGCGAAUAGCCAAAUCAUACAGUAUCAGCAUAAAUACGGUCCGGCGUAUCCUUGAUUCGAAAUGUACGUCGGCUGUCAAGCAGCCGGACGCGGUUGGCUCCAUGUCCCUGUCCCCGUCUCCACGAGACAAGCACGAUAUGCGACGUUUGGAGCAUCGUACGAACAAGUCGGUUUCGACCGCCGUUCACGACGAUGUGUGCAUGCUGCCUUCAGACGGGCCGUUUAUUAAACUCUACAAAAGCCACUUGAUGUCGCUGAAGAACAUGGACGAAGGUCGCCUGAAAAACGCCCCGUCCACCGAAGCAGCUCUUCGUACGAUCGGUGAUUUUGUGCGUGAAUCUCUGGAUGCCGUUGGCCAGUUGGACCUGAAUUUUGAACCUGCUGCUGAGCGUCACGAAACGGCUGCUGCGACACGGCGCCCUUCCCUUCGACUCCCAAGAACUCGUCGUUCGUUGAAUGCAGCCAAGGGUAGCAUUAAGGAAAGCCUCAUUCGUGCCACGUAG
Soboliphyme baturini is the source of this 744-nucleotide messenger RNA. The record is from the annotation of a GenBank genome assembly. NCBI's taxonomy places the organism in Eukaryota, Metazoa, Nematoda, Enoplea, Dioctophymatida, Soboliphymatidae.